CAAAGAUGAAAGAAACCUCUGAUGAGGACGCCGCCUCUGGAGCAGGUAAAAGCGCUGCCCUCAAUGCGCCCCUGCGCAGGCGCAGGAAGGUUAAUGCACUGAAACUUCUCGCCUUCCCUGCCCUCCCAGAGUCCUUGCGGGACAAUGAAUACAUCACAAAAUACUACAGAGUCAAUUAUAACAGGAAACAGACCAUCAGAUCCCUGUUCGGGCUCCACAACGAGACGGGAAAUAUCUGGACCCACUUCCUUGGCUUCGUGCUCUUCGCUGUGCUGACCUUUGUGACGAUCUAUGCCCAGCCAGCACCGUUGAAACUUGGUGCUCAAAAGCUGGUUCAGCUUGAGGAGAGGGUCUUAUUAGCAGGACGCCUGGGCUGGCAGGAAGUUUUGAGAGCAGAGCAACACGUCGAGGCCAGCCUCCGUGCCACUGGAGGACACCUACUGGAGGAUCUGAAGGCCCUGGAAAAUAGAGCCAUAGCAUAUGGAGUGGAGGGGCUGCGAGGGGCAGAGGGACGCUAUGCAGAGCUCUUGGCUAUUCUGUCGGACAGCCAAUGGCCAACGCCGCGGUGGCCGGUAUAUGUCUUCUUGGCAGGCGCUAUGAUUUGCUUGUGGACUUCCGCCUUCUGCCAUGGCGUGUGCUGCCUGAGGGGCGCUGCAGAGACCAUCUGGAAAUAUGAUUAUGGGGGAAUUGUAGCGCUCAUUGUUGCAAGUUUCAUUCCUCCGAUUUGGUUUGGCUUUCUCUGCGAGCCUGCUCUCCGCAAUUUCUACUUGAUCAGCACAUGCAUUAUGGGUGUCUUCACUCUGUGCGUGACACUCCUGCCAUUCUUUCAGACAGUGCGAUUCAGAGCCUUCCGUGCUACUCUCUUUGCCGCCCUUGGCUUGUGGGGCAUUGCGCCGAGCGUGCACAUGUUGUUGCUGCAUGGCUCGGAACCUGCAGUGCAGACUGCCUUCUGGCACAAUCUGACCAUGGGUGCCAUCUACCUGUUGGGAGCGGUGCUGUUCGCAUUGAGGGUGCCGGAGCGCUGGAAGCCAGGAGCCUUUGAUCUCUUCUUCUCCAGCCAUCAGCUGUUCCAUGUGUGCGUGGUCACUGCCGCUUUGGUGCACUACAAAGGCAUAAAUGUCAUGUUGGCGUGGCGGGAUGGUGCAGGUGGCUGUAAUGGUUAG
This is a messenger RNA of Coccomyxa subellipsoidea C-169, 1163 nucleotides long. Its product is annotated as HlyIII-domain-containing protein. Gene Ontology annotation, cellular component: membrane. Gene Ontology annotation, molecular function: signaling receptor activity. The record is from RefSeq and is a predicted model, not a curated record. The coding region runs from base 6 to 1163 and encodes 385 amino acids. NCBI's taxonomy places the organism in Eukaryota, Viridiplantae, Chlorophyta, Trebouxiophyceae, Coccomyxaceae. The transcript is spliced from 8 exons.